AGGUUCAGGAUUUCAGCGUGUUUUGUGUGCAUGUGUGCCGUUUUUGCUUACAAAUUAGCGCUUUCCGGGCUUUAGUUUCUGCUGCAAACCUGCAAAUUACCUCGAAUUCGGAAGUAAGCACACUUCUAAAGUGUUCUGUGCUAGCCAAAUUACGGCUACCGCUGACAGAAUGGCACUAAAAAUUACCGGCAAAACCGAGGGACAACUGCAGUUGCAUCUGACCACGAAGCAGAAGCAAUUUGCUGUUCCAGAUGUCCCGUACUCGAUCCGAGCGAAUGUCAACAAUAAAGAACUGAACGUGCUGAUUAAUACUUUGUUAAAAGAUUCCGGUAGCCCGGAAGCGGGUAAAGUGGAGUUCGACUUUCUGCUAAAGGGAGAGUUUGUGAAGAUUCCUCUCGGACAGCAUCUGAAGGAACGGGAAAUUUCCUUCGAAGAUACAGUUGAGCUGGAAUAUGUCGAACGUUAUCCGGCACCGGAGCCACAGGAUUGCCUGUUGCACGAUGAUUGGGUUUCCGCCCUUGAAGCGCGAGAUGGUUGGAUUCUGACAGGGUGCUAUGAUAACACCUUGAAUAUUUGGACUGCUAAAGGUAAACACAAGUUGACAAUUCCGGGUCAUAUUGCACCGGUCAAGGGUGUGACAUGGAUUUCGCUGGACGAGGAGCGGGGUGUGUUUGCCAGUGCAUCCCAGGAUCAGAUGGUCAUGUUGUGGGAGUGGAAUGUAGCUGCCAACUCCGUGGAGUGUGUGCAAGUAUGCAAGGGACACGAGCGCGGAGUGGACUGCAUAGCUGCUAACCAGAGUAAGACCCGAAUGGCCACCGGAAGUUGGGAUACGAUGCUGAAGAUAUGGUCUACGGAUGUACGAGGCGAGGAUAGCGAGUCGCACCCAUCGACCAGCAAACGACAGAAACUGGAUCAGAGUAACGCGCGAACUCCGAUUCUCACACUGGCCGGCCACCGGGAGUGCGUUUCCGGCGUUCAGUGGAUUGACGACAGCACGAUUGUAACUUCGUCCUGGGAUCAUACGAUAAAAAUUUGGGAUCUAGCCUUGAGUGGCAUUAAGUCGGAAAUAUCGGGACAGAAAUCUUUCUUCGAUUUGAGCUACUCGCAGCUUAAUGGGUUGAUUAUUGCCGCUUCGCCGGACAAAAAUCUGCGACUUUAUGACCCCAAGUCGAACCAGGGAACUAUUGUAAAGAACACCUACUUGGGGCACACUCAAUGGGUCCAGACGGUCUGCUGGAGCACCACCAAUGAAUAUUUGUUCGUGUCCGGUGCCUACGAUAAUCACGUUAAGCUAUGGGACUAUCGCAGCCCAAAGGCACCGAUCUUUGAACUGAUUGGCCACGAGGACAAGGUUCUAGCGUGCGAUUGGUCAAACCCAAGGUAUAUUAUCUCCGGUGGAUCGGAUAACUCGGUACGAGUUUUCAAAUCAAAAGUUGCGACACAGACGGAAUAAUAACACAUAGAGACAUAAAACAGAUAAUCAGUUGAAUAUAUAUUGAGUAUAGA
Wyeomyia smithii (pitcher-plant mosquito) is the source of this 1506-nucleotide messenger RNA. Its product is annotated as ribosome biogenesis protein WDR12 homolog. Lineage: Eukaryota; Metazoa; Arthropoda; Insecta; Diptera; Culicidae. Gene Ontology annotation, biological process: ribosome biogenesis. Gene Ontology annotation, molecular function: protein binding. The record is from RefSeq and is a predicted model, not a curated record. The transcript has 3 exons. Bases 170 to 1453 code for a protein of 427 amino acids. Gene Ontology annotation, cellular component: preribosome, large subunit precursor.